Trifolium pratense (red clover) is the source of this 837-nucleotide messenger RNA. RefSeq lists its product as uncharacterized. The coding region runs from base 65 to 688 and encodes 207 amino acids. The record is from RefSeq and is a predicted model, not a curated record. NCBI's taxonomy places the organism in Eukaryota, Viridiplantae, Streptophyta, Magnoliopsida, Fabales, Fabaceae. The transcript is spliced from 5 exons.
CCUUUUGUCUGGAACUCACUUCUACACUCUUCUGAGAACUGAAAUCAAUCAAAGCACAGCACCCAUGGCGUUUACUCACUCUCUGCCACCACCGCUUCAACUUGUUAAACCCUCUUCCAUCUCUCCAAAACCCUCCAUUUUCUUCAACCAAUCCUCUUCCAUCUCCUCUAAUCUCUUCAACCCCCCUUCCACACUUCAUAACCCUUCUCCAUUUUCCACCCUCCGCACCAGGAUCAUCGUUAAGUCCAAAGCACAAGAACCUGAAGUUAGUGUGGCUUCUGAUGCAUUUACGCAGUUUAAGCAUUUGCUUUUGCCAAUUACUGAUAGAAAACCCUAUCUAUCUGAGGGAACAAAACAGGCUAUAGCUACUACUACUGCCUUAGCUAAAAAGUAUGGAGCUGACAUAACAGUUGUAGUUAUCGAUGAACAGCAGAAGGAGUCACUGCCUGAGCAUGAGACCCAACUAUCUAGCAUCCGUUGGCAUAUAUCUGAAGGUGGAUUGAAGGACUAUAAAUUGCUUGAGCGGCUUGGUGAUGGAAGUAAGCCAACGGCAAUAAUUGGUGAUGUUGCUGAUGAACUUAAUUUGGAUUUGGUAGUUAUUAGCAUGGAAGCAAUUCAUACAAAGCAUAUAGAUGCAAAUUUGCUUGCUGAGUUCAUUCCCUGUCCUGUCAUGCUUUUGCCAUUGUAGUUUACACUUUUUUAGACUUUAGACAAGGAAUAUUUUUGUUUCAUUUGCAAUGUCUUCUUUGCUGCAAUUUGAUGUUCAAUGUUGUUAUCUAGUAUAUGCUACUAUAAAGUGUUAGUGAAAUUUUAUUUAAGCAUUCUGUAUUUGACUAA